Messenger RNA from Telopea speciosissima, 1093 nucleotides. Its product is annotated as zinc finger CCCH domain-containing protein 31-like. The transcript has 3 exons. The record is from RefSeq and is a predicted model, not a curated record. Bases 84 to 839 code for a protein of 251 amino acids. Lineage: Eukaryota; Viridiplantae; Streptophyta; Magnoliopsida; Proteales; Proteaceae. Gene Ontology annotation, molecular function: mRNA binding; metal ion binding.
CCUAGAAACCAACGAAGUGAAAAGGAUCUCGAUUUCCUCUAUUUUUUGUUCCGAAAUCGAGAGUCCGAUCUAGUCCCCGUUGUAUGUUCCUUCGAGAUCUAUCCAUGGAACCUCAUCCCAAAAGAUCCCGUUUUGAAAACGGUGGAUUUGGAGUAAACCCUAGAGGUUCGGAACAUCAAGACUGGGGCUUCUACCAGCAAAGUAAUGGAGGUGGGGAUCUCGAAUGCAGGCGGUUCAACACGCCUGAAGGUUGCCCUUUUGGAUCGAACUGCAGAUUUCGGCACGUUACAGCUGAUGGCCGAGAUGUAGGACCACCUGGCCUGCCUUCUGGGGGAAGGCCAAAACCCUGCAUGAAAUUCUUCAGUACUUCAGGUUGCCCAUUUGGUGAAUCUUGCCACUUCCUGCACUAUGUACCAGGGGGUCUCAGUUCAUUGGGUCUAAGUCCUGUAGUAUCUCUCUCAGCUGUGUCAGCUGCUGCUUCUCAGAGGAAACAGAUGGGCCCCAUGGGGGACCCAACUGGCAUGGUUAGUGGCUUCAAAACAAAGCUUUGCAACCGGUACAACACUCCUGAGGGCUGCCGGUUUGGUGACAAAUGUCAUUUUGCUCAUGGGGAGAGAGAUCUGCGGCCACCGAACAGUAAUAAUUCUCGAGGGAACAUCCGACGAGGUCCUCCUGGAUUCACUGGUGGGGACUCUAGCUUCACAAACCCAGAUACAGUUGGAAGCUCAAACUUCAAUUCUCAAGGCUAUUGUGAGCCAAGCCCACCUGAUGUUGCAGUUAAUGAUGGUUCUGCUAACUAUGCAGCUGGUCCGGUUGGUGAAAAUGUACAAGUAUAUUAAUGGAGGGUAUUAGAUGGGCACUAUGGUGGGGUUUUAUCAUUGUCGACCAAACUUGCAUAUGGUGGUGUUAUUAUUUCAUCGGAUUGAUGAAUGACCAGAACCUCUAAUGAAGUUUUAUUCAGUCUGGUGGGUGGUAACUGUUAUUUCAGUUUUAUAAGAACCUGUUCUAUUCUAGGAGAAAUUUGUGACAGCAUGGCUCUGGCGUUUAGAAGAACUCGCUUCAGAUCACUCCUACAGAGGGACGAGGUAGAUAU